Messenger RNA from Aphanomyces astaci, 1074 nucleotides. RefSeq lists its product as hypothetical. Lineage: Eukaryota; Oomycota; Saprolegniomycetes; Saprolegniales; Verrucalvaceae. Bases 1 to 1074 code for a protein of 357 amino acids. The record is from RefSeq and is a predicted model, not a curated record. The transcript is spliced from 4 exons.
AUGUCGUCCAACGAACGCGCCUCCACGUACGAGGUUGCCCACAAAACUCUCGCUCGGCGUCAGUACUUACGAGAGAAGCAGCGCGAGCAUCGCCGCAAGUUGAAUGCUGAUCGGGCGAUUGCCAUAGCGCAGUGCGUGCACCUUCAGUCGGUCCUUGAUGGCCUUCAAGCAGCCAGGCCGCUGUCCAUGGCGCCGCGUAAAGAAAUAUAUGGUCCGUUGUCCUGGCAUUCCAUUGCCGCCGAGUUCAAAGGAGAAGUCCACCGGGUCUUGAAGGACCGCCAGUCCCUGGUCACUCAAACGCAAGAGUAUCAAUCCCUCAUGCAGGCCAUGCGACGCUUUGUCAUGAACAUUCCGCCGCCGAUGUCCCGCAGCAACGAGUGGCGCAGUGCGACGUUGGUGGCCGACCCGAGGGUUCGAAACCUGGGCAAGGAGUGGCUCACGCAGCAAAUGUACCACAACAUGCACGAGCCGUUAGCGUUGCUUCCUGCCGUGAGAAAUGACGAGGAGUUUUACCAAUUUGACUUGGAAGCGUCGGACGAAGACAAAUCAUUUGUGGGCUUGGAAAGCAUACAGUUCACGUGGCCAGGAACGGUGCAAAUGUUUCGACGUCUGGUCGAGACCAACAUGAAGGCGGUGGUGGAAGAGGUGACAGCCAACACACGCCUGUUUCACAAGACCACGCCCAAAGGAACGUUCGUGAACUUGCUCCAAGGACACUUCGUCGAAGCCGACCGGUUCAUCAUGGUCAUGCGGCAAGUCGAACACGACGAAACAUAUAUAUGCCACCCCCUCCAGAAGCAGCAGCAUGACUUGUUAUGGACCGAGGUUCGGCAAGUAUCGCCAACACACAUCUUGGUGCGCUUAGUCGGCCGUGUGUCCCACAUAUUUCGACCCGCCACCGGGUUUGUGAGUGUGGACGAGCUAGCAGCAUUGGUGGGUAUCGAUGUGACGGGCAUCGAAGUCGACCAGAAGGACGCACACGUGCGGCGCGAAAUAAUCCGACAGUCGUAUGCGUGGUUCUUGUCUUGGCGACAACAUUUCAUGGACUUGAUGCACCAGAGCGCGGCAAACUAA